AUGCACACCUUGAAGCUUGCUAUAUCGCAUCAUGGUACACAUCAGCUACAAGUGAUCGAUACUCACAAUCAGAGUGUCAGUGUAGCAAACGAGGAAGACAAUCUACGAUUAGAAAUUCGUCUGUCACGCGAAUCAGCAUCGUUGACCACGGUGGACUACUGUGUCGCGAUAUCAGUGGACAAUGAUUCGGCAAUGACUAAUAUUGAGAAGAUGCGAGGAGAUAUUUCACGAGAAGUAUAUCGUCGCAGAUGUGCCAAAAGCGAGCAGAUUCCGGAACUUCCAAUCCAAGAACUGAUCACACUUCGUGAGACGCUAUGGCCCCCGGUUCUGUCCACAAAUCCCGUACAAUUGUCCGAUUCGUUUCAACUGCUCCAUGUUCGUGCAAAAAAUCAAUAUGUGCAAUUUAUUUGCCAAUUGACUGACUGCACGGGAACUCCUGACGAGUGUGUGCUUCGAUCAUUUCACAAGAAAUUAUGCAAAGAAGGCAAUCCGGAUUGGAAUGUGACUAAUUCGUUUCUAAUUAGUCCGAAUAUUCAAGUACUUCGGUCGAACGUGCAUAAAGCUACUUCUUGUCCGUCAUUCUCCUGUCUAUCACUGCAACAGCUCCUGUUCGCCUGUUUGGGUUUAAUAAUACUGGAUUUGCUCAUUUGCGGACUGUUGUUUUGGAUCUAUCGUCGUCGAAAUCGAAACAUCAGGAACGCAUCCAUUCCCCGUCCGGAAUCGAUCGCCUCUUUAGCUCCACUACCCACCACCAUUGCUUGGACGUUCCCAGUGGAAAAGAAACCAGUGUGCGGGUACAAUACACAUCGGACCGCCUGUACCGUCCCAGGUACAUUCGCUGCCACGUCUGUGGGCAAUCUCAGCGAAGCAGUAGAUCAUUGGGUUCAUACACAGCUGCUUGAUCAGGACAAAAGGAUUCCAUCAAUCGGUGGCGUUCCGGGUCGGCAGCAUCGGCUUGUGACUUGUGAUUUAUCCUGUCCACAUGAGCUGGAAACAUCACAACUGUUUCUCGAUUUAAACGAGGGAAAGUACCAUUUACUAGAGACUGGCAAUGACAUGUGCUUGAAUCAAGAAAUUAUUUGA
Echinostoma caproni is the source of this 1083-nucleotide messenger RNA. Lineage: Eukaryota; Metazoa; Platyhelminthes; Trematoda; Plagiorchiida; Echinostomatidae. The record is from the annotation of a GenBank genome assembly.